UGCCAGUAAUCUUUGCUUUUACCUCACAAAAGUUGACAGUAAUAAAUCAAGAUUUUCUACGAGUAGAUGUACAGUAGCAGUUGAAUUCUUCCCAUUACGUAGUUGUGGUGUUGUUACUGUUGGUGUGUUGGUGUACGAUUGGACCUUCUCAUCUCAAUCUCAAUUUCAAUCCCUUCAACAAUAAAUGCCAAGCUCACAUCUGGCUUUCCUUCCACCGACGCUAAUCUCUCUUGAUUCCUGUGUGUGUGAAAAUUGAAAAGAAAGAGAGACUGAAUCGUCCGCUGCGGUGUUCGUGUUACAGCAAAUUCUAGAACGUGAUCUGAAUCCCGAUCGCCGGAUUUACACACCAUGUCUUCCGGCAGGUAUAUGGCUUACUCGCCUUCUCCGUCAGCCCCUCACUCUCCUCAUAUCGCCGGUCUUCGUUCCGCAGCCACCGCCCUCGUCGAGCAAGAGAAAUAUCUCUCCGAGCUGCUGUCUGAACGCAACAAACUCAGUCCAUUUGUGCCUGUUCUUCCCCAAUGUUACCGGCUGCUGAAUCAGGAAAUACUGCGUGUAACCACUCUGUUGGGGAAUGCAUCCGUUUUAGAUCAAAGUGGGCUUGAACAUGCUUCAGGAGGAGGAAUGUUCUCAAAUGCAGGAGCUAACAUGAACAUGAACAUGAACAGAUGGUCUUCACCAAUCCAAUCAGAAAUGUCAGCUUUACUGCAGCCAUCAUCUGCAUCUGCACAGAGUUGGCUUGGUUCACAGGGCAGUUCAUCCAGUCUUGUAGUAAAGAGAACAAUUAGGGUUGAUAUCCCUGUCGCUAGUUAUCCUAAUUUUAAUUUUGUGGGCCGCCUUCUUGGGCCGAGAGGGAACUCCCUUAAGCGAGUGGAAGCCAGUACUGAUUGUCGUGUUUUGAUCAGAGGACGUGGAAGUAUCAAGGAUCCAACAAAGGAAGAGAUGAUGAGAGGAAAACCAGGUUUUGAGCACCUAAACGAGCCUCUUCACAUACUCGUUGAAGCAGAAUUACCCGUUGACAUAAUAGACGCGCGUUUAAUGCAAGCCCGUGAAAUACUUGAAGAUCUUCUUAGACCUGUGGAUGAAACACACGAUUUUUAUAAAAAGCAACAACUACGAGAGCUUGCAAUGCUAAAUGGGACCCUUCGUGAGGACACCUCUCAAAUGUCUGGUUCGGUGUCCCCCUUCAAUAAUAGCCUUGGAAUGAAGAGAGCAAAAACCAGAGGAUGAUUAUGAUGAUGUCAUCAAUGACGUCAUCAAUUUCAUGAGUUUGCUAACCCAAACAGAGCAUAUGUUGCUGGCCUCCAAUUGCCAUCGGGGCACUGGAUACUAUUUGGAUCCUGGUUUAAAAGUGUUGCUAUAUCAUAUGGGGUGUGUGUCUCUUCUAUUUGGAGGAAACAAAUGGUGUUCUUGAGAGUAUUUAUUGUAGUGAAAAAAGACAUUAUUAAAACUUGUAUUUUAUUCGUUGUUUGUGUGUGCGUGUGUGUGUUUCUUAUGAGAGAGUUUUGGUGAACUGAGUUGUUAUUUUAUCUAUAUACAUAUUGGUUUGUAGUUUUGUAA
Lactuca sativa (garden lettuce) is the source of this 1557-nucleotide messenger RNA. Its product is annotated as RNA-binding KH domain-containing protein. The record is from RefSeq and is a predicted model, not a curated record. Gene Ontology annotation, cellular component: nucleus. Gene Ontology annotation, molecular function: mRNA binding. Gene Ontology annotation, biological process: regulation of mRNA splicing, via spliceosome. NCBI's taxonomy places the organism in Eukaryota, Viridiplantae, Streptophyta, Magnoliopsida, Asterales, Asteraceae.